CCCCCGAUCUGCACGACGUCGUCUCGCGGCGCCAGUCGUGUUGGGACGCUCUUGCGGUAGAGGUGUUUCCGCGCGGGUCGUCGUCGCUUAAGCAGCGUCUCAGUGCGACGAAAAUAUUCUCAUCACUUGACAUAUCCGUUUGCGUUUUGUCGCGGCGAUAUCGUGGUGUGACUGUGUUCUGUUCUUCGCCGCGAAGAGGAAUGAAGUUGGACUUUUGUGUUGUAUGGAUCGUCGACAGUGUUGGACCGAGCUGGAAUAAGACGAGAAGUUAUUCACUUCGAACGGUAAAUUAAGAACUGGAGGCGGAUACAACACGAAAAAAUUGGUUAUUUUUAUAAGGAUUAGGAAUUAAUAAUGAAUACUUACAUAUAUUUUUGGAGAGCGUACUUAGUAUUUCAGUUUAUGACAAUUAAAUUCCGGCAAUCAAAUUUACCUCUUCGACGAUAACAAUCAUAAUUAUGGGGAAAUUUUGGUGUGUCCUCUCUCACCCUCUCUGAACUAAAACACUGUCUUCCAAUGCAAGAAGAAAUAAUUUAUUUACAGAAAUAAUCGACGCUUUAUGGAUAAAUAUAAAGCAUAUACGAAAACAAAUUUACUUCCAUGAAAGUCGUCUUAUCUCAGACCUAAUCUGUUAUUACUUUGCUCGUAUAAGUAUGGUAAUUAUUUUAAAUUCUAUCAUGGUUAUGAAUACAAAUCGUAACAAUUACAAAUUGGAUUCGCCGUCCUACCACAAAGAUCUAUACAACAAUAGCGGAAGUAACAAUUACCAUCAUUACAACAAUCAACAGCAACAACCAUCCAUGAAUUAUAACAGCUGGUACUGUGAUAAUUCUACCCAACACAGCGUACCACAGUACGAAGAAUCCCAGCCCGGAAACAAGGAGCGCAGUCCGCCAUGUUGUGGAUGCUUUCCUUUUGAAUCGUGUGUAGGCUCUGAAUCCGCCGAGCACGGCUCGACUCCCUGCAACAACGACGGAAGUCACUCGACUUCGAACGGGGUCUACGGAACCUCGGCCAGCGGUGAUGACGACGAUGACGGCUUCGUACCGCGCUCUAGCGGCGGUUAUCGGUACCAUCAUAGUGUAGUGAACGUUACCGGAAAUGCUACCAGUACCAACAUACUUCGAAAUACGUCGUCUUCCGGUAGCGACAGUGGUGAUAGGACGUGUUGUGUUUCGUCGUGGUGUUCAGGGCAGCGGGAUGCGACCCCAGGUACCACUACAACCACGGAGGAUAGUUGCUGUUCCGGUUGGUGCAAGCCGACGAUAUUGCUCCUGCUACUAGCGCUCCUGGUGGUCGUCUUUGUACUCAUAUCUGGGAUUCUUCUCUACUUCAAUUAUAUAACGUACAAACCUCGACCACCCAUCAUUGAAGGUAAGGGAACCUAAGCGACUGUUUUCCUCAACAGCAUUCAGCAGUUGAUGUUUGUAAUCGAGACGCAGUGUUCUCUUUGAGAAUCAACGUAAUGAAUUAUCUCGAACCGUUGGACGUAUCUUUAAA
Zootermopsis nevadensis is the source of this 1500-nucleotide messenger RNA. Lineage: Eukaryota; Metazoa; Arthropoda; Insecta; Blattodea; Termopsidae. The record is from RefSeq and is a predicted model, not a curated record.